AUGAACCCUACAUAUGAUCAUAAACAUUCGCCGCAACGGUGGGAUGUCAUUACAGAGGUAUUAUGCCUCUCAAUCAGUACCUUUUGUGUCGGUAUGCGCAUGUACACAAAGCUAUUAAUCACCAGAGCUCCAGGGUGGGAAGAUUUCUAUGCUGUGAUGACUUUUGAGACAGGCAAGCAUGGCAGUGGCCUCCACCAGUGGGAAGUAUCUCCAUCAGAUCUCCGUGAAUUCUUGAAGCUAGCAAAUACAUGCCAAAUCAUAUAUGGGCCGAUCAUAUUCAUCACCAAAUUAUCCAUACUCCUACUAUUCCUCCGGGUAUUCGCACCGUCUUUCAACGGCAUCACCUACUUAUUGAUUCAGCUUCUCAUUUGGCUCAACUUCUUGUUCUACUUUGCCGACACAAUCCUCAAGAUCUUCGAAUGCACACCGCGAUCCAAGAUCUGGGAUGAGCAUGUGCCAGGGCACUGCAUCAAUAUCAACGGUCCCAUCCUAGCUGCUUCGAUCUUCAACGUAGUGUCCGAUUUUCUGAUUCUCUUACUACCAAUUGUCUGUGUAUGGCGCCUGCAAAUGACCUUCAAGAAGAAGAUAUGUACUUCUGCCGUCUUCGUUGCGGGUAUUUUCGGCUGCAUAUCGAGCGUUAUGCGCCUUGUAGUCAGUAUCCCAAAUAGCACCGCUACCGACAACACAUUUGUCUGGUUUCCAGAAUUCUUAUGGACUACUAUUACUUCAAAGAAAACGGUAGAUGCAAAGCCUUUUCCAGUUCAACACCGACAGAAUAUUAGCCUUACAGAUUUACUUCCGGGGAAUAACUUGGAGAUGCUAAGCCGUGGCAAUCGCAGCGGGAAGACAUAUGAAACAACUUGCUAUACUACAGUCGAAGCCAGCCCGGUAGAAAAGGGCCGAGAGGACCAUUCCAAGGAGGGAGACAGCUCAAAUCGAGGGAUAUUGAAGACCAUCGAGUCCAUCGCGAUUCUAUCCGCACCGAGACGCCCAUCGACUUCGACACUCCCUCACCAACCACGUCGCCAAACCAGUCCAACCGUCGAGAUGGCCCAGGAACGCUCCGGAAUUGUGGUCGGUCUGAACAAGGGCCAUAAAACCACCCCCCUCAACACCCCCAAGACCCGUGUCAGCCGCACCAAGGGCCAGUCCUCCCGCCGCACUGCCUUCGUUCGUGACAUCGCUCGUGAGGUUGUCGGUCUUGCCCCCUAUGAGCGUCGUAUCAUCGAACUCCUGAGAAACACUCAGGACAAGCGUGCUCGUAAGCUCGCCAAGAAGAGGCUCGGUACCUUCGGCCGUGGCAAGAGAAAGGUUGAGGACAUGCAGCGCGUCAUCGCCGAGUCCCGUCGUGUUACUGGUCACUAG
This is a messenger RNA of Aspergillus caelatus, 1365 nucleotides long. RefSeq lists its product as uncharacterized. Gene Ontology annotation, cellular component: ribosome. Bases 1 to 1365 code for a protein of 454 amino acids. Lineage: Eukaryota; Fungi; Ascomycota; Eurotiomycetes; Eurotiales; Aspergillaceae. Gene Ontology annotation, molecular function: structural constituent of ribosome. The record is from RefSeq and is a predicted model, not a curated record. The transcript is spliced from 8 exons. Gene Ontology annotation, biological process: translation.